Pomacea canaliculata is the source of this 1845-nucleotide messenger RNA. Its product is annotated as cytochrome P450 2U1-like. The coding region runs from base 67 to 1626 and encodes 519 amino acids. The record is from RefSeq and is a predicted model, not a curated record. Gene Ontology annotation, molecular function: oxidoreductase activity, acting on paired donors, with incorporation or reduction of molecular oxygen; monooxygenase activity; iron ion binding. Lineage: Eukaryota; Metazoa; Mollusca; Gastropoda; Architaenioglossa; Ampullariidae. The transcript has 7 exons.
AUCCCUCACAGCUGUACCACUGUGAAAAAGCUCCACCUUGUUGUUAGCAAGGCAAGCAGUAUUAAUAUGGUGCUAUCUCAGCUCAUUUCCUUGCCUGGCCCAUUGCCUUGGUUUCUCGCGGUAACAGGGUUAGUUUUGUAUCUUCUCCACAAAUAUUUUGCACCUGAGAAAAAGCCUGCACCUCCAGGUCCAUCAGGUGUCCGGCUGUUCUUGGACAUUCUGAAAGCGGUGAAAGGAGGAUCUCUACAUUUGCUGGCUGAGAAGUGGGCCAGACAGUAUGGAGACAUCGUCAUGUGCAGGACCAUCAUCGGCAACUUGUGUUUCCUCAACUCGGCGCGAGUUGUCAGACAUGUGUUUACCGACAAAGGGACAGAACUCCUCUCCAAUGAUCGCCCUUUAACGUUCACUGGCGCUAUAGUGGCUUAUAACUUUAAGGACGUGGCAUUAGGUGAUGCAGCAAAAAAUUCAGACUGGUCCAGAUCAAGAAAGCUCUUUCAUUCCACUCUCAAGUUCUAUGGCAGCGGUGUGGAGGCUCUUGGUGGGACGCUGCAGACAGAGUUAUGCCGCUUAACUGAGGAACUGGAGGCAAAAAUAAAAAUGUCGGGUGAAAAGGGUUGCUGUGACCUGGAGAUGGGAAAUUUCUUGCCUGUUUCUAUUCGGCGUGUUCUAGCAUUGUUGAUCACAGGUGAAACCCAAGGCCCAGAUUCUAAAGUACCACAACUGCUUGAAGAUUUGGCACUGUGUCUACGGAAGACUAUGUGUCCUUCCACUGAUGUUCUUCUGUACACUUUUCCAUUCCUGCGGUUUCUCCCUGGAACCUACUACAAGGAGUUGUGUGGUCAGACUAUAAAGCGCAGGGACGCCUUCAUGGAAGAAGUCUUUACCAAAGGAAAGGCAAAUCACGUGCCUGGUGAACCAAAGGGAAUGCUGGGUGCGCUUCUAGAAGAGCAGAUGAAUAACAGGAGCAGCUGGCUUACAGACGAUCACAUCCGGGGACUGCUUCAUGACAUUGUUAUCGGGGGAUAUGCCACUUCAACUGAGUUGCUAAAAGGCUUCUUUCUAUACAUGGCUCACCAUCCUCAAGUAAUGAAAAAGAUUCAGCAAGAGGUAGACAGCGUCAUAGGAUACAAAGUUCCCUCCCUUGGCGAUAGAAAGAAUCUGCCCUUCACAGAAGCGGCCAUAUUGGAAGUACUUCGAUUGGUGUCUACUGUUCCGCUAUCUCUGGGGCACGAGACAAGAGAAGAUGUUACCGCUGAUGGCUUUUGCAUACCUAAAGGGACGAUGCAAUUUGAAAAUAUUUGGUGGACGAAUCGAGAUCCAUCAGCAUGGGAGGGGCCUGACGUUUUUCGUCCUGAGCGUUUCCUUGACAACGAGGGUCAGUUACUGCCACCUACUCACCCCACACGAUGGAGGUUUCUUCCCUUUGGAGUUGGGAAGCGUAUCUGUCCUGGGGAGAACUUCGCGCGCUCGCGGGCCUUCCUCUACGUCACAACGCUCUUACAGAAAUUCGACUUCCUCAAACCUUUCAACCAUGACUUGCUUCCCCUGACACAAGAUUCUUGGGCAGAGGGCGUCGUCCUGGAGCUCAAGCCAUGCUACGUUGCUUUAAGGAGCAGGUCACACUAGCCACAGAUGUACAGAAUGUUGACAGAAGAGGAGACAAGAAAUGAAUAGUGUGGCGCUGUCUUGACUGCUGUGUCUCUUCUCACAUCCACUUCUGUGUUGGGCCAAGUCUGUAAACUCUGUCAAGAAAUAUUUCAGUCUUCCAUGCCAGUUUAACUGUGUUCAGAGAGAGGUAUACAUUCGCUGAACUGAGCCACAUUCGCUGUUAGAACAACUGUUUAC